AUGAAGGGUGUUGUGCUUAGCUUGCUACCGGCUUCGAUCCUCCUUGUUUCGCCUAGGCACGGCGCUGGUUUUGUGCCUCAUCAGCUUGCGCAUGGUGGACUGGAGAAGAGAUCCUCUCUGACUCGAUUGGCAUCCAAGGAUGUGAAGGAAAAAGUCUCUGUAGGUCUGAGCCACGCGGAACCGAAUGGGAGCAGGCGACAAAAUGACAGGAAUGGCCGAUCAACUUCAGAGAGCUUGGCAGAGAAAACAGUGGACGAUGUCGUGGAACUCAUUGCAGAGAUUGAUCGGCGCGUGUCAGACGGAUCCACACAAAUAUUAAAUAACCUGACAAAAGGAAUGGACGACAAGUUUGAUAGAUUGCCAGAAGAUGCUGCAGUCGAGCUGUCAACCUAUCUCACGGAUCUUGCUGCACAGGUUCAAAAAGCACAACAGAGAGAAUUGCAAAGACAACUCGCAGAAAUAGAGGCACGCUUUGUGCGACCCUUGGAAGAGCUGGCCUUCUCCGAUGCCCCUCUCUUUGAAAAGACUACGGAGGAAAUGAUCGCAUCUGACCAGCUUGUCAACGGUGCCAAGCAGGAUCCGGACAAGCUCAUUCUCACAGGAGAAAACUCGACACUUGCUCAGACGAGGAAAAUGAGGUCCAAAGAAAUUCUCCGGAACUUCAAUGUUGCACCGGUUUACUACUCUAUUGCUCUUUGCUUGAGAUGGGCACGAAAGGCAUCCGAACCGUCUGUCUAUCUCAUGACUCUCUUCAAAAGUCUGGCUACAGUCAUCAAGAGUGCACCUAAGAAAAAAAGGAAAGAAGGAUACGAAGAAUACUUGAAGGAUGCUGAAACCAUGCAGGCAGGGUGGAAAAGAACAGGAGAAAUCGCAGCCAAAGGUCCCAUUGCUCGCAAAUGGGCCAUUUUGCGUCGCUCUGCCGAAAUCUGGGCUUACUUCAGUUCUUUUUACCUCAAAGAUCGACGAAUUUCCAAAAACUACAGCAGUGGUCGAUGGGAUGAAGCAAGACACAGCGCCGAAAGGUCCCAGUUGGGGGCGGAGGUAGUGCAGAACUUACUCAAACUUGGACCCACUUUCAUCAAGGUGGGGCAACUUUUCUCCACAAGAAUCGACAUUGUACCCAAAGAGUACAUUGAAGAGCUCAAGCUGCUUCAAGAUAGUGUGCCCCCGUUCUCGGGCGACUUGUCAGUACAGAUUAUAGAAGAGGAGCUCGGGAAACCAAUUGAUGAAAUCUUUGACACAUUCAACAGGACCUCGCUUGCUGCUGCGAGUCUUGGGCAAGUUCAUGUGGCCACAAAGGGCAAGGAUGUAUUCGCUGUGAAAGUUCAACGGCAGUAUCUUAGAGAGCUUUUUGAGGUUGAUCUUGGGCAACUACGGCAGGUAGCGGUGUUUGCUGAUGCCCUCGACUUUUCAUCAGAAGGUGGCCUCCUUGAUCGUAACACGCAGCGAGACUGGGUCAGCGUAUUUGAGGAAAGCAAGAGGCUCCUGUAUGAGGAAAUCGACUAUGAGAAUGAAUUGAAAAAUGCUAAACGAUUCGAGAAGGACUUCGACUCUUACAAAUUCAAACACAUUCGAGUUCCUAAAACAUACGAGCAGUACACGACAGAGAAAGUCCUUUGCAUGGAAUAUGUACCCGGCAUCAAAAUCACAGACGUCGAAAAGAUACAGGCGGAAGGCCUUGACCCAGUCGAUAUUAGUAUCAAGUCUGCUGAAUCCUUCCUUGAGCAGCUCUGCCGACACGGAUUCUUUCAUAGCGACCCACACCCAGGCAACGUUGCGGUGGAAAAGGACGAGAAAGGCGAUGCCCGUCUUAUCUUCUAUGACUUCGGUAUGAUGGAUUCGUUUGGACCGGUGGAACGGAAAGGGCUCGUUGAUUUCUUCUUCGCUGUGUACUAUGAUGCAGACGUGAAAGAUGCGUGCAACGCAUUGGAACGCUUGGGAAUGUUGCGGACAGGAGCAGAUGUAGACCGUAUUGCAGUGGAACGUGUGGGAGAUGACUUUAUCCAGCGAUUUCAGGAGACUUUACAGAGAGAUCAGGGAUGGGAAAACGAGUUGUCUGAAGAAGAGCGCAAACGUAUCAAUCGAGAACGUAGAAAGAAGUUGGGUGAAGAAUUCCUUUCCUUGAACAGAGACAGUCCGUUCAUCUUCCCGCCCACUUGGACUUUUGUUUUCAGAGCUUUCUUUUCGUUGGACGGUAUCGGAAAGACCCUUAACCCCAAUUAUGAUCUUACAAAGAUCAUGGCCCCGUAUCUGAAGGAAUUGUUGGAUUUGAAAGAUGGAAGUGCGAUAAAGACAACACUCCUCCGUAUAGGCAAGAGAGUUGGUCUCAGGCCGGUAGAUGUGAAUCAAUUCAUCACACAACCUCGUCGAACUGCAAAAGUGGAGGAUAUUGUUACACGUUUGGAGCGCGGAGACUUCAAGCUGCGAGUUCGUGCGUCUGAACUAGAAAGGGCGGAAGAACGGAGUCGAUUGGCGCAAAAGAAUCUGCUUGAGGGCAUUGUAUGCUGUUUUUUCCUUCAGGCUGGACUGUGUACAUCGGUCGUUGGAAAGGGAUUCAAGGUUGCAGUACCAAUAACGAAGGGUCUCUUUGGGGCUGCGCUUCUGUUUGCAGUCCGAGUGCCCCUUGGAGUUCUUCGCGUCAGGAGGCUGGAUAAAUACAACGAGAGAUAUGGCGUAAAGAGAUAG
Messenger RNA from Seminavis robusta, 2685 nucleotides. NCBI's taxonomy places the organism in Eukaryota, Bacillariophyta, Bacillariophyceae, Naviculales, Naviculaceae. The record is from the annotation of a GenBank genome assembly.